CAGGCUUUUCCUUCGCUCCAGCCCCUUACAACGACAAUGAAGUCGGAAGAGUCGGUACCUGACCCCAGUGAUAGGGCCAGGUCUUCCACGGAGACUGGCCAUUGUGGGUCGGUGCAGGAAGACGCGGAGAAAGAGUGUUCUCCUAAAGCUGUUCAGUCACUAUACUGUAUCUUAUCUGAGAAGGAGAAGAUCUUUACAAUAUGUGUCUGUUCGCUGGUGACUUUCUUGGGUCCGGUAGCAGGCAGCAUGUAUCUUCCGGCUAUUGGUUCGCUGGCAAGCGAUUUACAUGUGUCGACUGCGAAAAUCUAUCUGACUCUUACCACCUACAAGAUCUUUCAAGCCGUGACCCCAUUAUUGACGGCCGGCCUAUCCGAUCAAACUGGCCGUCGUCCCAUUCUCCUCUCCUGUCUUUUCGUCUUCAUUUGCACUGGUAUCGGGCUUGCUUCUCAGACUAACUAUGCCGCCGUUCUUGUUUUACGCUGCGUCCAAGGCAUUGUUGCCGGUACUAGCACGAUCGUUGCCUUUGCUUCUAUUACCGACCUUGUUACCCGGGGCGAGCGGGGGAAAUAUAUUUUCUACUCUUCUAUUGGAAUGACGAUUGGCCCCUCGAUUGGACCAACUCUGGGAGGCCUUGUGACUCAAUACCUCGGAUGGAGAAGCGUAUUCUGGUUCAUGUCCAUUACUGCUGGAGUCUUACUCCUCAUAAUCCUGUCAGUGCUCCGCGAGACUUGUCGAGCGGUCGUGGGAAAUGGCAGUCUCCCUCCUCAACCUUGGAACAAAUGUGCACUUCAGCUUGUCAAUCCAAGCCGCCACGAGCCCGAGCCCAAGACAAGAAUUAUAUUCAGGAAACGCCUGGGAGUUCUUGGCACUCUGAAAAUUCUCCACGAUCGACACGUCGCUCUUCUUGUUCUUUGCAGCGCGACUUGUUUCUGCACCUCGACUGCCAUUUUCAAUGGCCUGGCGUAUCUACUUGAGCAGAAGUAUCAUUUGGAGCCACUUUAUGUCGGUCUAUGUUAUCUUCCGUUCACCCUCGGCAGCUGCACGACUCGGUGGACCGCUGGAACACUGGCAGAUCGUUUAUUCAAGUACUAUGCUCGUCAAGUUGGGGAGGACAUCCAACCAAACCGACAAUGUCCGACGCAAAUCCAGCGUAUUCCUCUUGAGAAAGCUCGUCUGGUGCUUGCAUUACCUUUUGUCUAUUUUUACACUCUUUGCAUUAUUGCUUUCGGUUGGGUUAUGAACUACAAUGUUCAUCUAGCAGGUCCUCUGGUCUUGUUAUUCUUUUGCGGAAAUGCCAGCUCGGGCGUUAAUAACACCCUCAGCAUGCUGGUCGCAGAUUUGAACGUCACGAGGCCUGCUUCUGCCCGUGCUGUUAUGAGUAUGGUCAACUGGCUAGCUUCCGCUGGAGCGUCUGCGGCGAUCAUACCUCUGAUUAAUGCCAUUGGAAUGGGUUGGCUGGGGGUGCUUCUAGGGGGGAUGAUGAUUCUUGUCUCGCCCGCUUUGUGGGCUUUAUAUUUCUGGGGGAAAGGGUGGAGAGAUAGAAAAGCUUCAGCUGUGGAAUAAGGCUGUUAUUCUCGAACAUACUAGAUCGGUACAUAGAAG
Messenger RNA from Penicillium subrubescens, 1602 nucleotides. Its product is annotated as MFS general substrate transporter. The record is from RefSeq and is a predicted model, not a curated record. The transcript has 2 exons. Gene Ontology annotation, biological process: transmembrane transport. Gene Ontology annotation, molecular function: transmembrane transporter activity. Bases 37 to 1563 code for a protein of 508 amino acids. Lineage: Eukaryota; Fungi; Ascomycota; Eurotiomycetes; Eurotiales; Aspergillaceae.